AUGGCGGCGACGGCGGUGACUACAGCUCCUCCGGCACGUUCUUCAGCCUCGCACGACCUCUCGCUACCUACUCCUCCUCCCGAGCCGUUCGCCGCCCCCAAACUCCCGCAGCCGUUAGCCGCCGGAGCCACCCUUCGCCGCGGGAGCCGCUCGCCGCUGGAGCCGCCGCGGGUCGCCGCCGGAGCCGGAGCCGCCCGCCCCUGGAGCCGCUCGCCGCUGGUCGCCCUCUGCCCGUUGACGGAUGUGAGGGCGGUCCUCUUCUGCUUCCCCGCAGCGGUCACCCUCCGCGACGCUCGCGCCUCCAUCGACAGCUUCCUCUCCCGCCUCGACGCGCCCGUCGCCGUGCCGUCCGACAGCGAUCAGCCUAUGGCGGAUGGCGGCGAGGCGGGGGAGCCGAUUAUUGGGAAGGUGGAGGAUGGGCUCCCGGAGUGCGCUCUGCAGGGGAACCAGCGCCAGAAGCGGCCCGUCCCGCCUUCGUGGCCCCUCGGGCCCCGUUCGAGUGGCGCUGGCAUGGCACCGGAGGCCACCACCGAGCCGGCGCUGGACGUGCAACUGCGGCGGGGCACUGCCAUGGAUCUCUUGCUGCAGUUCCAUGCGUAGGAUGAAGGUGACUCUUGGUGCUUUGGCGUGGUGAUGAGAAUUUAAUUGAUUUACUACUAGGUUACUUUGGAUUAGACAUAGAUGCAGAAACCUUGUGAAUAAUUGUGCGCUUGGGCUGUGUCGAUCUGAGGGGAAUGGCCGAAUGAGCAUUGUGACAGAAUGAUUGCGUUACUGCUGUGCCGGCUGAUGUUCAGAGUAUGUAUCAGCAAUGUAGUCCGCUCAGAUAAACCAAAUUUUCUCUUUAUAAAACAUGCCGCAAUCAAACCUGCAUGACCAAGAUACUGAAAUUACUCUCUUCGCCAGUAUCAACCUGAAGUACCGAUUUACAUUCACUCUCUUCUGAAUCUUUGAUUUAUGUAAUCGGGAAGAACAUUUGCUGUUAUUUUCUUGAUCUGAAUUGUUCAUCAAUUUAAUCAUGAAAAUUUAUGUGAAUUAUUUAAUCAGGAAGAAACUUGGGUACU
Triticum aestivum (bread wheat) is the source of this 1061-nucleotide messenger RNA. RefSeq lists its product as uncharacterized. NCBI's taxonomy places the organism in Eukaryota, Viridiplantae, Streptophyta, Magnoliopsida, Poales, Poaceae. The transcript has 2 exons. Bases 1 to 600 code for a protein of 199 amino acids. The record is from RefSeq and is a predicted model, not a curated record.